AGGAAAAAGGAAAGGAAAGGAAAGGAAAAGAAAAAGCAGAAACACUAGUAAGUUUCUCCAAAAGAGCUUCUUGCUUUCUACACUAGGGCUAAAUGUGUACAUCUUUUAGUGUUUUCCAAAGAUAAUUCCUACUUCACUGAAACGCGGAUUUUCGAUUUCUUGUAAAAAAAAAACAAAACAAAACUAAAUACCAGCUACCAGAACCAAGAAAUCCCACUCGUUUCUACCGAUUUCCCCUUUUUUUCCCUUUACCCGAUGAACGAUCGAUAACCAUUGAGUCAAAAUCAAGUGUUUUAGGAUGAUUCAGUUAUUGUUCUUGGUCCUUUUUGCUGAGGGUGUAAUGGCGCUUCUUCUACUGGUGAAGAUUGGGCCUUUAAGAGAGCUCGUCAUAAAGAGCUUAGAUCAAAUAAAGAUGGGGAAAGGUCCAGCUACUGUGAAAACUAUUGCUGGUACCAUGUCUGUAAUCCUUUUGUCGAAUCUCACGAGCAUUGUCAAGAUCCAGAACAAGGGUGCGAAGCUCGGAACUAUGUCACCUAUGGAUCAGGUUCUAUGGAGAACCCACUUGCUUGAAGCUUCACUCAUUGGUAUGAUCUGCUUCCUCGGUUUCAUAAUUGAUCGUAUGCACCAUUAUAUUAAAAAGCUUAUUGGGUUAAGGAGUAGGGUGGGAUCUUCAAAAGUGGAACUCGAACAUCUCGAGAAAGAAAGAUCACAGCUUAAAGACAAGGACGACAAAGCCUCCAAGGAGAUAAAGCUACUAAAAGAAGAAAUCUCUACACUAUCAGAGAAACUGAAGAAGCUGAAGUCGGAAUCUGAAGAGAAAGACAAGAAGAUCGAAACUGCAGAAGCGCAUGUUGCUGCUCUCCAAAAGCAAUCUGCAGAUUUGCUACUUGAGUAUGAUCGUUUAUUAGAAGAUAACCAAAACCUUCAGAAUCAUGCUUCGGGAUACAAGAGUUGAGGAAAUGUUGAAGGGCUGGGUGAAAAGAAAAAGUGUUUAGGGUAUUGAUUUAUGUUUCUUAAAGAGACUAAAUGGAUCUGUGCAAGUGGGGGGAAGUAGGUCUCUGCGUUGUUGAAAAUUUUUGUAACUCAUGAAAUUUUAAUUGUUGACAUAACUAAAUUUA
This is a messenger RNA of Hibiscus syriacus, 1118 nucleotides long. RefSeq names its product B-cell receptor-associated protein 31-like. The coding region runs from base 299 to 955 and encodes 218 amino acids. NCBI's taxonomy places the organism in Eukaryota, Viridiplantae, Streptophyta, Magnoliopsida, Malvales, Malvaceae. The transcript has 2 exons. Gene Ontology annotation, biological process: endoplasmic reticulum to Golgi vesicle-mediated transport; intracellular protein transport. Gene Ontology annotation, cellular component: endoplasmic reticulum; endoplasmic reticulum membrane. The record is from RefSeq and is a predicted model, not a curated record.